Falco peregrinus (peregrine falcon) is the source of this 1629-nucleotide messenger RNA. It is a transcript of the gene ADGRG3, whose product is annotated as adhesion G protein-coupled receptor G3. The record is from RefSeq and is a predicted model, not a curated record. Gene Ontology annotation, biological process: cell surface receptor signaling pathway; adenylate cyclase-activating G protein-coupled receptor signaling pathway. Gene Ontology annotation, molecular function: G protein-coupled receptor activity. Gene Ontology annotation, cellular component: membrane. Lineage: Eukaryota; Metazoa; Chordata; Aves; Falconiformes; Falconidae.
AUGCACCUGCUGCUAGGCAUUGUCCUGCUGUUCCUGGUGCUGCCUGACGCUGCUGGGGGACAGGAGAGCUGUUCCCCUCUGGUGCGGUGGGGUGACAGGCACCACUGGUGCUGCCACAUGAUGGUGGAGUUGGAAGAGCGAGACAGAACCCCCAGCCCUGCCCUGCCAGAGCUGGGGCGCUCUGGCAGCCCCAUCUGUGCCUGCCUGCCGGAGCGCUGGCUCAGGCUGCUGCAGUCAGUGGGGCCGGUGCCGCACAGUGGACUGAAGGUGCUGCUCCUGAAUGUCAGCAUGGCUGUCACCCACGAUGUCUUCAUCAAGUUUUCCCCCACGGAGGACCCCAGGAUGCUGAACAUGACAGGGAAGGGGAAGGCAGGCAAAAUCCAGCUCCCUAGGGAGAUAUUCCAGUCCCCGAGCAGCUGCACAGUGCGGGUGGUUGUGAUGGUCCUCAAUGCCCAGCAGCUUGGCGUGUUUCAGGGGGUCAACGGGAUGGAGCAGGUCCUGAAUGACACCGUGGUGGGCAUCCCGGUAGGAGAGACAAACGUCUCCAGGCUGCAGAAGCCGGUGCAGCUCACAUUCGCCCACGGGGAGCUGCCCCGCGGUGUCAGCCCGCAAUGUGUCUGCUGGGAUCCCAGGAAAGGGCAGGCAGGAGGCUGGAGCGGCAGUGGAUGUGUCACGCAGCCCGGGGACAAGGGGACAGUCUGCUCCUGUGACCAUCUCACCUUCUUCGCCCUCCUCGCGAACCUGACUCUGGACAGGUCCACAGCAGCAGAAGCUUUGAUGGCUGUUGCCUCUGCUGGCUGCGGGGUAGCCACAGCUUUCUCCAUCUUCACCGUCGCCUUUGGCAUCUUCUUAAGGUCCAGGUUCAGGGCCGAGGAAACCCUCCACACCAACGUGGGGCUGCACAUGAACGUCAUGGGCAGCCUGCUCCUCCUCAGCUUGGCCUUCCUGCUCAACAGCGGGCUCUCCGGUGGGACCCAGCUGGGGACCUGCAAGGUCCUGGGGGGGCUCAGCCACUACUGCCUGCUCUGCUGCUUCACCUGGAUGGUGCUGGAGGGCUGUCACCUCUACCUCCUCUUUGUCAAGGUCCUCUGCACCUACAUCCGCCACUACCUGGUGAAGCUGUGCCUGCUUGGCUGGGGCUUCCCUGCUCUCGUGGAGGGGGUGGCAGGAGUCGUUGGCAGCUAUGGAGAAUACAGCAUCCAGACCACGGACCACCAGGUCAUAGCCCACCUGUGCUGGAUCACUUCCAAACAUGUUUUGGUCCACUACAUCACCAGCUGUGCCUACUUUGGCCUCAUCUUCCUCUUCAACACAGCUGUCUUUGGGGUGGUGACCCAGAAAAGCUGCCGCCUGCAGGACACGGCAGUGCAGAGAGACCGCAAAGUCUGGAAGGUGGCCCUGGUGGUGAUGGGGCUCUUCCGCCUGCUGGUCAUCACCUGGGCCCUGGCAUUCCUCACCCACGGCACCUCCUCUACGCCCAUGGUCUACCUCUUCACCAUCCUCAACUGUCUCCAAGGAGUCUUCAUACUCAUCUGGCUGGUCAUCCUCUACUACCCAAAGACAAAGGAGACCAUGGGCUCCAUCUCCUACAUCAUCAAACAGAAAAGCACCUCAGUUUCCCAGGACUAG